This is a messenger RNA of Punctularia strigosozonata HHB-11173 SS5, 1887 nucleotides long. RefSeq lists its product as uncharacterized. The transcript is spliced from 11 exons. Lineage: Eukaryota; Fungi; Basidiomycota; Agaricomycetes; Corticiales; Punctulariaceae. The record is from RefSeq and is a predicted model, not a curated record. The coding region runs from base 532 to 1887 and encodes 451 amino acids. Gene Ontology annotation, biological process: protein phosphorylation. Gene Ontology annotation, molecular function: ATP binding; protein kinase activity.
CGCGGACUGGUCAUUCGAUGAUCAGUACUGAGUGCCUCCUCAGGACUUCGAGUCCUCUUGCUAAUGCUGCUACGGGUAUCUGAUGCGGAUGGAGUGUGCUCGCGACCACGGAUUCUGAACAUGUCUGUGCUGGUUCGGGAAGAGAUGCACGGUCGACCGCGUGCCACAAUACGACAGCAUUUUUUGUGCUGUCUCAAACAAACCCCGACUGGAGACUCCGCCUGUUUGUUCAAGCAUGUUCUAUCAUAUGAUAGCUGCGAUAUGGGCACGAAGAGGCUGCUAGCGGUUGUCAGGAUCGGCGAAACCGCAUACGCCUGCUCCCUUUCGUUUCUCGUUUCAAUCCGGCAGACAAAGCAUUGAUAUGGCAACGCUGGACGGUGUAGCAUGGAAUCGAAGAAGAAAAUUCGGCGCCACACAGUCCUGGGCCGCGUAUAAAAAGGCACGCAUGUAUGCUAUGGCGACUAUUCUAUCGCCACCUCAAGUUUCACCCGUGCCGCUCUUUCAUCAACAUCACCUUCAUCACCCUCGAGCAUGCCCGGACAUUCCGACGACUGGUGGCCCGACUUCAUCGCGGAAGAGUAUGCAAGGGAAAGCGCUUUGAAGGAAAGCAUACCUUUCAUGAAAGAAGAGAUCGGAUGGCUUCGAGGUUGGGUGGAGAUAGCCGAGGAACGGUUCCGUUACAACCAGCCGCACGCUUACACACAGAAAACGCAUUACGCGUACCGGCUGCUCUUCCUGUUCUUGGAUAGGAUGAUACUCGCGCUCUACCGCAAGAACUGCGACAAGACGUUCCAUCGUUCAGAGCACGACCACGUCCGAUUCAGCGUCGAAUUAUAUUUACCCGAAGUUUCCCGCGUCAUGGCGCUCGUUAGCGAUCGGAUUGACCCUGAAUAUCAAUGUAGUGCCGACCACUACGUAAAUGCUAAGAUGAAUGAACGAGAUCUGGAGUGGAUUCAGAAGAGCAUCCAGAACAUCCGGAAGGUGGCUGAUUACGCCAAACCGGGAAGCCGCUACGGCUGCCUUCCUUCGACGACAGCCGUCAUCGACUCCCUCGAUGUGUUGUGCGCAACCAAAGUCGAGAAGAGCGACUGGAGGAAACAUAGGCAGAAGAUCGUGGAUCGUGUUCAGGAACUUCGGAAGUUCCGUGAUAUCAUGCCCGAAAAGAAGUAUGUGGAUAUACGACCGGCCCUCCGACGUGCAUGCGAACUGGCGAGAUAUCCGCUGGGGGAUGUCUAUUGCGACGAGACCGUGGACGUGCUGCUGCACAAGAGCCCGUUGCAAGGGCGCACGACGGUUCGGCACAGAUCGGGCCACUUUUUAGAUCAACCGCAGUCGACCUUUUGGCACCCCCACAAGAAGGAUCGCGCCAAGGAACGCUUCCAACGUGGCUUCGAGAUAUGGAGGAAGAUAUACGAGGAAGAUGAUGAGGGCGUUGUUCUACCUCUUUGGGGGUUCUGCAAGCGAACGUUCGGGCUACUGCAAGUCACGUUAUUUACCCCUUGCACGCUCGGUUCAGUCGUCGCCUACAUCGCGGGGCGCCCUGACGCGGACCGCCUCCUCCUGCUCGUCAAGAUGGCGCGCUGUGUAAGAUCAAUCCAUGCAAGGAACGUAGUGUUGGGCACGCUUGACGGGGCGACGUUCCAGGUCAUGGAAAAGACGGGACAGCCGGAAAUUUUCCUCUCGAAAUUCUACAAUGCCCAAUUCAUCUCGGAUUCAGGCCUUUGGCUUCCAUCAUCAGCAUAUCCUGAGACGCAGUGGACCACCGCCCCGGAGUGCGACCCCUUGAGUCCCAACAGCUACGACAAGCAGGCGGACAUCUGGCCCUUAGGCGCGCUCAUUAUCCGAGCAAGUUCAUGUCCUAUUUUCAUCAUUCAAACGCCUAAGUGA